AUGAGCGGUGAACCCGACCUGUCUUCUGCAAUUGCCGAGGUUCAGGCAGCGCUCGAGCGCUUACGCCUUGCGGCCGACAGGUCCGCAUCGGCCUCUCAAGGCUGGAGCUUUGUGGAUUCUCCGCCCGAAACGUCGUCCGUUCCCCAUCCUGUAGGUUCUAGUGAUAGGGUUCCUAGUCCUCAUCCAUCCCCUGGGGUUGCUAGUAGGCACGCUCCUCCAGCUGCCCCCACCCGUGCUGAGACCGCAUCCUCAUUUGCAGCCUGCCCUCAGUACUGCCUGGACUUGUGCAGUCGGCUCACUUCCUCAUCUUUGUCUGCCUCAGAGCGGGCAAAACGUGCUUGGGCUGCAGGCCUCUGGGCCAGAGAGGUUUUGGACGGGAGGUGGGCUACGCCGCUCCCUUCUCCAUCCGUGGGUCUUCGCCCUACUGUGUAUAUCGUGCUUCGCUGCGUUGAUCUGGCAGAGCCUGCCCGCUACAGCACAUAUACCGCCUUCCGUCGAGCAGUUGGCCCGCUGGAGAAUUCCUCCACCGUCUGCCACUCCUUCCCAUCCUUGGCUGAAGCCCGUGUGUAUUGCUACGCUGCUGGCGUGUGCAGCACUGGCGAAGCCCGACAGGUUUUGUUGAUGCCGCUGCUGCUCCGAGAGGGUGGCUUCUUAUGCGCCCUGCCUGCAGACUUGCAACCGGAGGUCGUGGCCGAGACGGGAGCUCCUUUGCCAACUCCCCUGUUAGGGCCUUGUCGUUUGGUCACCGUCCCGGCUAUCGAGGAGGACGAGCAUGGCGAGGAGAUACCUUCAGGCUUGGAUAUCCAGGCCUUGCUGUUGGAUCUAGAGAUCGGGGCCUUAGCUUCGAUGAGGCUUUUCGACCCCGUGACCGAGACAGGGACUGUGCACUCUUUUGUUCAGGAGUCCCCGCACUUGAUUCCGCAGUAUGCUGCCCUUCUCCAGCAAGCCAGCCAGGCUUUGGAUCGAACAAGAGACGACCGAGAGGUUGGGGUUCUAUUCAGCUCAGAAGGAAGAGGUUCCGCCUGUUCCUGCCAAGAAAGCUUCUCCCAAACCAAAGCGAGUCACUGUGGGCCUUCCGAGCAGGUAUCUUCUCUGGCAACUUUGCUCCCAGGCCUGAUCGAUCAAAUGAAGUCUGUCAUCGAGAGGCAGGACCGCAUCGAAGCAGGGGCCGCUCUCCAGCCUCAGCCGUCCCCUCCUGUGCCAAAGCCUCCGCGUCAGCAGAGUUUUGUGAUCCCAAAAGGACCUGGCCUGCCCAUGCCGAAGGUUACUGCUCUUACCGGGCCUCCGCCUCGGACCAGGCCUCCAGAGGUUCAGACACCCGCCCUUGCAACAGGCGUAGCCGGGGCAGCCCCAGACGUAGACCCCGCGGCCCUUUCUACUCUUGUGGGCCACCUGGUGUCGCAACAAGAUGGUGGCCUGGCAGACCUUUCGUCGACCCCAGGGUCGAUAAAUCUGAGUGCAAAAGGGGCCGCCAAAAGGGAGAAGCUUCAAGCUGCGCUGGCCAGCCGCUCGGGGGACUUCUUUCUUCAAGUGAUGCAGGCAGCUUUCAAAAGGCUGAAUCCUUCAGCACCUUGCCCGGCAUCAUUGAACGACUUGUCAGGUCAGGUGUCGAUUUGCCACUAUUUAGAAAGGUUUGGGGGCUUUGGGGGUCAGCGCGAAGCAGGCUAUGUCAUGUGGUGCUUGGCUCACAUAGCCGACUGUCUGAUCCAGCAGGACAUACAAGGAGCACAGGAGUUUUUGGCGCUCACCUUGGUGGCGGUCGAUCAGAGCGUGAUCGACCACGGUCGUUGGAACUUUGCCUGGAUCCUUACACUCCUCGAGGACCCCCCGGCCCAGCUGUUCCAUGCGAGGCCAUACAGCUCGAACCCCAUAUCCAGAGCGUUUUCUCCGUUGUCUCCGGUGGCUUGGACUACUUGUGCCCUCCAGUACUUGAAGGAAAUCGACCUCAUUACGACCCGUCGUCUGGCAAGUCUGGGAACUGGGCCAAAGGCUGCAGCCAGCAACCAGCAGGGG
Molecule: messenger RNA, 2013 nt
Organism: Symbiodinium pilosum
Lineage: Eukaryota; Dinophyceae; Suessiales; Symbiodiniaceae
Source: the annotation of a GenBank genome assembly